Molecule: messenger RNA, 4851 nt
Organism: Chara braunii
Lineage: Eukaryota; Viridiplantae; Streptophyta; Charophyceae; Charales; Characeae
Source: the annotation of a GenBank genome assembly
AGGCGCAGGCGGUGCUGGCUGUGAUAGUGGUAGUCCGUUGUCCUGUCCUCAAUCUCCGCACGAUCCCUCGUCUUCAAUCUCCACAACGCCGAGUGGAGGCGGGAAACAAACCCCGCCCGCCUCCAAAACCAGGGAGAGAGAGAGAGAGAGAGAGAGAGAGAGAGAGAGAGAGAGAGAGGAUAUGGCGACGUUGGACGUGGACAGCAUUCUCGGGGAUGCUCCUCAUCCCAUCGCGAAGACGAAGAUUAUUUGCACGCUGGGACCGAAAUCGAGGGAUGUGCCCAUGCUGGAGAAGCUGCUGAAGGCCGGGAUGAACGUUGCUCGGUUUAAUUUUUCUCAUGGAACGCAUGAGUAUCACCAAGGCACGUUGGACAACCUCCGCCAGGCGAUGAUUAAUUCUCAGAUCCUCUGUGCUGUACUUCUCGAUACCAAGGGUCCUGAAAUCAGAACAGGCAAACUGAAAGAGGGCAAGCCAGUUCAGCUCAUGCAAGGGAAGGAGAUCGUAAUCUCGACGGACUACAGUCUGGAGGGCGAUGGCGACACCAUCACCAUGAGCUACAAGCGGCUGCCUGUGGACGUAAAGCCAGGGAACACUAUUCUCUGCGCAGAUGGCACCAUCACUCUGACGGUGCUGGAAUGCAGUCCCACACAGGGAACGGUGAGGUGCAGGUGUGAAAACAGUGCCAUGCUCGGCGAGCGAAAGAAUGUCAACCUCCCUGGAGUCAUCGUCGAGCUUCCCACCAUCACCGAAAAAGACAAGGAGGACAUCCUUGGUUGGGGUGUCCCGAAUUCGAUCGAUUUCAUUGCGGCAUCCUUCGUCCGCAAGGGGCAGGAUGUCAUCAACAUCAGAAGGAUCCUUGGACCUCAUGCAAAAACUACGAAGAUUAUCUCGAAGAUCGAGAACCAGGAGGGGCUUGUGAACUUCGAUGACAUUCUGAGGGAGACCGAUGGAGUGAUGGUUGCCAGAGGGGACCUGGGAAUGGAGAUCCCCACUGAGAAGAUCUUCCUUGCGCAGAAGAUGAUGAUCAUGAAGUGCAACUCCGCUGGAAAGCCUGUCAUAACGGCGACACAAAUGUUGGAGUCGAUGAUAAAGUCUCCUCGCCCUACUCGUGCAGAAGCCACCGAUGUGGCCAAUGCGGUUUUGGACGGAACCGAUGCCGUCAUGCUGAGUGGGGAAACGGCCGCGGGAGCCUAUCCUGAGGAGGCGGUGAAGGUGAUGUCGCGAAUUUGCCGGGAGGCGGAAGCCUCGCUCGAUUACCAUGCAAUCUUCAAGGCCAUCAUCAAGGAGACUCCCCUGCCAAUGAGCCCGCUGGAGAGUCUGGCCUCGUCCGCGGUGAGAACUGCCAACAAAGUCAGGGCCUCGCUCAUCGUUGUGCUGACGAGAGGAGGCAGUACUGCAAAGCUUGUGGCAAAGUACAGGCCGUCCAUCCCGAUUCUCUCGGUUGCUGUGCCUGUUCUUACCACCGACAACCUGUCUUGGUCCAUCAGCGAGGAGGCGCCUGCGCGGCAGAGCUUGAUCUGCCGAGGUCUCAUUCCCCUUCUCGCAGAGGGAGCAGCAAGAGCGACCGACACCGAUACAACGGACGAGAUCCUGAACGCAGCGCUGCAGUGGUCAAAGAACAGAGGACUCAUCAAGCCAGGAGACUGCAUCGUGGCUCUCCACAGGAUUGGUGUCGCUGCGGUGAUCAAAAUCGUUGACAUCAAGUGAGCUGCAUCUUCAACGAAACGGGUGCAGUGAAACGUCGACCAGAACUAUCCAGCCGUGCUGUUGCACAUAUGCCACGAGAGGAUUUGGAGCGAGGGACGAUGCUGUUCAUGGUUCAGGUCUGCGAUUGCGAUUGCGGUGAGUCGUCCUGUGAUGGUGUGAAUUGGUGCUGCGGACAAUAUCCUCACGGCGAUGUGGCGUCUACUUCAUGGGAGUAGCCUCUAUGUUCGGUAUGUGUUGGCCUUGUUUGCACUGGUAUUGACGGUCCGGAAGUGCAGUGGGUUGCAGUGGGAGUAAUUGUGGUUCUGGAGAUCAUCAAUCUUUCACAUGAACUGCAUGUGCAGUGCAGCGGCAGCUGCGUCAAUUGCUCGAUAAAUUUUCUGCACCCAUGACGGCUGAGAUGAUGCCGAAUGUGCUGCGCAUGGUGAAACAGAUGUGCAUCGGAGAUGUGAAUUUCGUGGCUCCGUGGUGACAUGCAGAGAUGGGCGAUAGUCGUUUCCAUCAGUCAACGUGAAGCUGGAGGAAAUUGCUUCGAUUUCAAGAUGCGACGCUUGUGCUUAUUAAGUGAAAAGCUCAAGCUUGUCUGAAGGAAUGUAUUAUGUGGCACAUUUCAUUAUUAGUACGGUCUUAGAGCACCACUAUACCCAAUGGCGUCUCUUCAAAUCGCCCUUGUGUUCAAGGAAGGGUUUGAGUGGCAGUCCGCUCCCUCUCUCACUACUCUGCCAUUCUCUCUCUCUCUUUCUCUCUCUCUCUUUCUCUCUCUCUCUCUCUCUUCUCCUUCUCUCUCUGCCGCUCGUCAAAUGGACAACCCUCCGUCUGUCUCCCUCUCUCUCUUUGCCGGCCGGCCAGUCGGUCCAUCCACUGUCUCUCUCUCUCUCUCUCUCUCUCUCUCUCUCUCUCUCUCUCUAUCCUCUCACUCUCUCUGCAUAUCAAUCUAUUCAUCCACCCCCCCAUCCAUCCACCCACCCACGCAUCCAUCCCACCCACCAUGCGUCCAUCUACUCGUCUAUCUAUCUAUGUAUUAUCUAUACAUGUAUUGGAUCUAUACAUGUAUUGGAUUGGCUGGCCUUGCGCUGCCCAGGCCGCGCGCCGGACAGUUCCUUCAGUAUUUGUACAUCACCUUUGUUUCCAGUUCUUCGCAAAAAAAUGGAACCUCAUUGUCGAGGAUUUGCUGUUAUUCCGUCAUGUGGAAAUGAGACAACAAUCAUGGAUUCGAAAAUUCCUACCGCUCGCUUUGUCUUGCCAUCUUCAUUUUGUGAUCUUCUUCCCCUCUUGCAGUCAUGGCUCCUUAUUUUUCGGUUCAGGGUUUUCCCUUUAUGCUCAAAUGCAUAUCAAAUAACUUUCUUCAAGCAGCCCAACACUGCCUUUGCACGUCACUUCCACUUUGUUGUUUCCCUCUUUUGUUUUCCGGUCUGGCACCCACCCUUCCUCUCUCUCUCUCUCCCAGUCAUGGCAGCAUCCACCAUAUUCCUUUCUGACGAAGGCAGAGCUUGUGCUGGCCCUUAAUAUCAUUGCCUCGAACCCACCGCUAAUCCCGAUGGACUCUUCAGAUUGCCCGUGCGUACAAGGAGGGAUUUGUGGUGCAGCCUGCCAGACAGCCUGCAGGGGAGACUUAGGGUGACUUCACAACGACACAGUCACUGCUGACCUGCGCUGUUGGAUGUUUUUUCCUUACAUCAAGAGUCCGAUGAGAUGCAGAUGUAUAGCCCGGCGGUCCGGGGAAGGGUCAGCGACAGCGGUGUUUUUGAAGAGGAUGAUUCGUGGGAGAGUGAAGGACGUUCAUAUGUGGCCGAUUACGCGUGUUUGGUCUGUGUGAGAUGAUGACGUUUGUGAGUUUUUCCGUCAUUUCCUAUUUUCUUGAGAAGUGUGAGCUGAGGUUCGGCGACCUCAGGGCCAGUGGAGAGCGACAGGUCCGGGGAAGGGUCAGCGACAUUGGUGUUUUUGAAGAGCACGGUUCGUGGGAGAGUGAAGGACGUUCAUAUGUGGCUGGUUACCGGUGUUUGUUCUGUGUGAGAUUAUUACAUUUGGGAGUUUUUCCGUGAUUCCCUAUUUUCUUGAGAAGUGUGAGCUGCUUUGUGGGAGUUCGUAUGUUGCCUGUUGCACCCCUGUUUGUUCUGCGUGAGCAUCUUCGGCAGGUUCUUAUGGUCUCCUAGGGCAGGUUCAUAUGAUUAUGGGUCGCACAGUUUUUCCCUCAUUCUGUGCUUUCUGCGUUCAUAUGAUUAUGGGUGGCACAGUUUUUCCCUCAUUCUGUGCUUUCCGAGAAGUCGUAGCGGCUAGUCUGCAGGGUUUUUGCCAUGGAUAGACCCCAGUUAGAUGCUGAAAGAUAGGACUGAUUUUGGCAGGCUGAAUGGCACACCUCCUAUGGCGGUCCUCUCAAGAGCGGGUGCCAUGCAGCAUCGAAGGAUAAGAACGAGGCUUGGGAAUUAAUUAUAGUGAAGCUUGUUGAUGAUAGAGCUGAGUGCCACUUGCAUUGGACAGAGUACCUGUUUACCUUUCUCACCGGUGCGUGACUGAGUUAUGCAUCCUCUGCCACUAUGGUGGAAAUGGAGGGAGUUGAGGGUUGGAACUGAAUGUAGGAUUGGUUUUGGAAGAGCAUCAGGAGUGAGAAUUGUUGUUUAGCGUUGCGGAUAAGGCAGAGAAAGUGCGUAAUUAGUUUGCAGGAAGGGUUGAGUUUUUUGGUGAGCGCGUAAUUAGUUUGCAGGAAGGGUUGAGUUUUUUUUUUUUUUUUAAUGUAUUUUUUUUGUAUUUUUUGUUACAAGUGGUUUUGCCAGCCGCAGCUUAGCUUUGGUUGUGGCACAACAGAACAGAAAUGUGCGGGGGCAUUUCUCUUCGCAGUUAAUUUCUUGGUGCUAUUUGGGUUGGUUGUGGUGUUAUGUCCACGGUGUGUGGUACCAUUCGUGUCAGUUGUGUUGUGUAGAUUGGGUGCAAUAAUUUGGGGCUGGGCGGCCACUAUGCACGUGAAACAUACCCGCAUACAAUCAGUACACAGUUCCCAAGGGCAUUGAAAAAACAAGUGGAGGUGGCUCGGCUAUGCCUGGGACACGGAGGAAGAGGAUGCAAAGGAGGGCAGAUGUGGAGAGGCAGAGAGUGUCUAGGAUGGGGUGACGACGUAACAGAGGGUAAGGUAACAAAGGUGUUGGAAGAAU